Fusarium vanettenii 77-13-4 is the source of this 1812-nucleotide messenger RNA. RefSeq lists its product as uncharacterized. The transcript has 2 exons. Gene Ontology annotation, molecular function: protein tyrosine/serine/threonine phosphatase activity. The record is from RefSeq and is a predicted model, not a curated record. Gene Ontology annotation, biological process: protein dephosphorylation. NCBI's taxonomy places the organism in Eukaryota, Fungi, Ascomycota, Sordariomycetes, Hypocreales, Nectriaceae. The coding region runs from base 1 to 1812 and encodes 603 amino acids.
AUGACGGCUCCUCACUCCGCGGCCUUCCAACAGGCCAUAGACUCCACUGACCCUCAUCUCACGGACCCCUCCCUCCUCAAGGAUCACUCCGACUUCAAGUCUUACAGCACCAGCCGCUUCGAAUAUUCCGGGAUCCGAGUCUUCUACCGGCAGCAUGCUAAAGCUGAGCAACUUCCCAAGAACCCCGCGCCGCUGCCACUGCUCGUUUUCCUCCAUGGACUUGGAGGAUCUGUCGCUCAAUUUCACCCGCUGUUGAGCAGUCUUGUUGACCUGGCCCCCUGCUUGGCAAUCGACUACCCCGGAUGCGGACGGUCCGACUUCUCGGUCACCAGUUGGGAAGCUUACACGACAGAGGCCCUGGUAGAGCUCCUAGAGAUCAUCAUCGAGGAUUACCGCGACAAGGAUGCAGGUCAACGUGUCGUUCUGAUCGGUCAUAGUAUGGGAACGGCGCUUUCUGCCCAAUUGGCUAACACGAAGCUGGCCCAUGCAACCUCUCUGUCGCAGUAUGUGGUAGGAUUGGUGGCUAUCUGCCCAGUGUCCAGCCCACCCAAUGAGUCAACAACUACAUGGGCCAGGAGGGCGCUGCGGAUUCCAGGCUGGCUCUUCGAUCUGUGGAGAGCUUGGGACGGCUGGGGUGGUCCGGAGAGCCCAAGUGUCAAGCGUUUCGUUGGAGAAGGUGCUGAUGAAGCGACUCGGAUUCUCCAGUACCGCUUCAACAAGCAGAGCCGGACCCCAGUCUGGAGACGAAUGGCGAAUGGUGCCCUGCCAGUUUACAAAGAUGGUCAACCGAUAGGCGGCAUUCCUACUCUGGAUACCUGGGCGGACCUGGAUAUUCCUGUUUACCUGAUCGGAGGGGAGAAUGACAACAUCGUCUCUCCCAAGGAGGUUGACAAGAUUGCCAAAGUCCUGGACCCUGAGAAAGAAAACUCAAAGCCUGACGACGGCGAAGAGACGGACCACACGAUUGUUGAUGCUGCUGCUCCUGUCAACACCUCAGUACGACCACGAGAUCACAUCCCCCAAGCUAUUGAAGAUCUUCGGGAUGAGGAUUUCCAACCGAAUCAUCCCAAGAAAGUGGUUAGAUCCAUUGUGAUGCCACCUCCUGCAACACACGCCGUUCUAUAUACCCCCUGUUCAGUUCGUGCCGUUGCAGGAUUAAUAUCCGACUUCCUCGCUACGCAUAUCACAAACAGACUAUCCCUUGCUUGGCAGCUGCAGUAUCUUUCCCGUGAAGGGAAGUGGGAUGUCAAGAAUCUCGCCAAGUGGAAGUCAGUCAACCCCGUCUCUGAGCCGAUUGGUCCCGUCGACAACCCUGUCUUCCGCGCCCUCAAGACGCUUCGCGAAGCCGACGACGUCCACUGCCCACCCAACUUUGUCGACAAGUGGGGUGACAUUGUUAAAGAUGUUAUCGACAUCUCCAAGGACCAGCCCGUCUAUGACCCACGCGGAUUGGACCGGGCUGGCGUUCAUUACCACAAGUUUCCUACCGUGUCCAAGAUCCCCCCACAGGCUCAUGAGAUCGAGGCCUUUAUUAAACUUGUCGAUGGGCUCCGCGAGAAGCAGGCAGAGCGUGCUGUCGCCGAAAACUGGCCUAACCCAGAAAAGUGCGUCGUUGGAGUUCACUGUCAUUACGGCUUCAACCGCACAGGAUACUUUAUUGUGUGCUACCUUGUUGAGCGGUGCGGCUAUGGCGUCCGAGAGGCUAUUGACGCGUUCGCCAGGGCCCGACCUAAUGGGAUCCGUCAUUCUCACUUCUUGGACAGGCUAUAUGUGCGAUACAAUGUGGAUGCUAUCCCUCAUACUGAGACUUGA